AUGCAGUGGAAAGUGGCUGUGGUGGGCCUGUCGGUGGUGUGCGUGCUGGGCUGGUGCGACAGCCUGCCGGGGGAGGUCAUGAGCAAACUGAUCAUACCUCAACACUACGGGGUGAAACUGUGCGGGAGAGAGUUCAUCCGAGCUGUCAUCUUCACCUGUGGAGGCUCGCGCUGGAGACGCUCGGCAGAGGGUCCAGUCCAGUGGAGCUCCUUCAGUGACAUCCAAAGCCAAGACCAGCAGCCUGCUGGGCAGCAAGACCCCGAGCCCACAGACCCUAUUUCUCCUCUCCUCGCUCAAUCUUCCCUCUCUGACCUCAUUGCCCUCCGCAGCAUUUUGGGCAGGCUGCCACAGUGGCUCGCUGACCUGACCCUCCGAGCCCUGCAAAAGUCUUCAGGUUUUAAGGCUGAGGUGACCCCAGAAGCUGGCGAGCGACCCACCAACAAGAAGAGGAACUUAUCUCUGGGUCUGGCAGGAAUCUGCUGCAGUCACGGCUGCACCAAAAUAGAUAUCGGCCGACUGUGCUGAGGUGAAUAUCGGUGCGGCAGAUAUGAGCUGUGU
Messenger RNA from Synchiropus splendidus (mandarinfish), 558 nucleotides. It is a transcript of the gene rln1, whose product is annotated as relaxin 1. The record is from RefSeq and is a predicted model, not a curated record. The coding region runs from base 1 to 525 and encodes 174 amino acids. Gene Ontology annotation, molecular function: hormone activity. Gene Ontology annotation, cellular component: extracellular region. Lineage: Eukaryota; Metazoa; Chordata; Actinopteri; Syngnathiformes; Callionymidae. The transcript is spliced from 2 exons.